GAUUCAACGAUGAUUUUUAUCAACAACUGGCCAAGGAUAAUGCAAAUAAGAACCUUAUUUCCUCGCCCCUUUCCGCGGAAAUUGUCAUGAGCAUGGUCUACAUGGGAGCUGGCGGAAAGACGGCCCAGGAAAUGAGGAAUGUUUUGAAACUGUCCGCGGACAAAAACGAAGUUGCUCGUAAAUACAAGGAAUUUCUAACUAAUCUCGAAGGACGCGAAAAGGUGGCAUUACUUGAUCUGGCCAACCGCAUUUAUGUAAACGAUAAACACACUUUGGUUCCGGAGUUCAAUCAGGUGGUUAGAGAAUCUUUUAAGGCCGAAGCGGAGGCCAUCAGCUUAAAGGACACAACAAAAGCGGCUUCGAUCAUCAAUAAGUGGGUGAAAGAUCAGACACGCGACAGGAUCAAAAGCAUAGUUAAGAAAGAAGAUUUGAGCAAUGCUUUUAUAAUGGUUCUCUUGAAUGCGAUUUACUUCAAAGGCCAGUGGCAGUACAAGUUUGACCCUGUCCGUACAAGGAAGGCCGAUUUCCGAAUUACCGACCAAAAACGGGAACCUAUCCAGAUGAUGUCACAAUAUGUCACUUUGAAGGCGGGAUAUAUACCCCACUUAGAUGCCAGAGUAAUCGAGCUUCCUUACAGCAAUUCAAGCCUAUACAUGGUCAUCUUUUUGCCGGAAAAGGUCGAUGGUCUGCCAGAAUUGGAGAAGAAGAUCGCAGGUUUCUCCGGGAAUCUGCCAAGAGUGCAAGUAUAUUUGCACCUGCCCAAGUUUAAAAUCGAAUUUACUGCAGAACUAAAUAAGAUUCUAAGCACGAUGGGUCUUAAAGAUGCUUUUAGUGACAAUGCGGAUUUUAGAGGUCUAGUAAAAUCGUCAUCUGCCAAGAUCAGCAAAGUCAUACAAAAGGCCUUCAUCGAGGUUAACGAAGAGGGUGCCGAGGCAGCAGCUUUAUCAGAUUUAGACAUGAUGGUUCCGAUAUGCGUGGGCUGCGGUGGUCGGCACACUGCUCCCUUUCUUUUUUAUGCCGAUCAUCCAUUCGCUUACGUCAUUCGCGAUAAGAACACCGUUUACUUCCAGGGGCACUUCGUAAAGCCAGGACAAUAAUUGCGAAUUAAAAUUUUAUACAAUUUCAAUAAGUG
This is a messenger RNA of Drosophila takahashii, 1132 nucleotides long. Its product is annotated as serine protease inhibitor 42Dd-like. The record is from RefSeq and is a predicted model, not a curated record. Gene Ontology annotation, molecular function: serine-type endopeptidase inhibitor activity. Lineage: Eukaryota; Metazoa; Arthropoda; Insecta; Diptera; Drosophilidae.